Molecule: messenger RNA, 2305 nt
Organism: Rubroshorea leprosula
Lineage: Eukaryota; Viridiplantae; Streptophyta; Magnoliopsida; Malvales; Dipterocarpaceae
Source: the annotation of a GenBank genome assembly
CCGUAAUUACUCUCUUUCUUCAGAAACGCAAAAAUCGCCUCGACAGAUCGGAGCUCAGGGAGAGGUUUAAAGCGUCUCUGCGUUUGGCUUUCCUCGUGAAGGACGGAUUUUGCGGUGGCAAUGGAUGGAAACGAAGGAGAAGCGGUGAGAAUGGAGGAAUGCAAGGCAAAAGUGGUGUAUAUGUGCGGUUACCUGCCGGGAGUUUCGGAGGAGAAAUCGCCGAUUUUGUCCCCAAUUCCGAUUCGGUUACCGCCGUCGAGUCAGGGAGGAGAUACGUGGAAGGAUGUUUGCGGCGGCGGUUGCGGAUUCGCCAUGGCUAUUUCAGAGUCUGGAAAGCUGAUAACAUGGGGUUCAGUUGAUGAUGAAGGGCAGACCUACUUGACUUCUGGGAAGCACGGGGAAAUUCCAGAGCCAUUUCCUCUGCCAGCUGAGGCUUCAAUAGUGCAGGCUGCUGCUGGUUGGGCCCAUUGUGUUGCUGUUGCAGAUACUGGUGAAGUUUAUACAUGGGGUUGGAAGGAGUGUGUUCCCUCUGGAAAAGUCACCCGUGAUUUGGUUAGUGGUGGGAGCUUCCAAAAGGAUAUUGCUGGUAAACCAAACACUUUGCCAACUGAGCAAGUGAGCCCAAGGUCUCGAGGUUCAAACAUAAGCGGUGGGUUGGUUUCUCGAACAGAGAACCGAAAAGCUGGGGAGGAAAUGGCAAAGAGGAGAAGAAUAGCUGCAGCAAAAGAAGAAUCUGAAGGCUUAACAUCUGGAGAUGAAUUUUUCACAGUAUCACCAUGUCUUGUGACUUUAGGCCCUGGAGUGAGGAUCACCAGUGUUGCUGCUGGUGGGCGGCACACUCUAGCACUGUCAGAUAUGGGACAAGUUUGGGGUUGGGGCUAUGGAGGCGAAGGGCAGCUGGGUUUGGGUUCCCGGAUAAAAAUGGUGUCAUCACCUCAUCUCAUACAAUGCAUGGAACCACCUGCUAGCGGGAAAGAGAGGCCUCCAGUAGUUCAUCGAGGAAGCCUGAAUGCACCAGUACAAGUUCCUAAAGCUGCUGGAAGCUACAUUAAGGGAAUUGCUUGUGGAGGCCGGCAUAGUGCUGUAGUAACAGAUAAUGGAGCACUACUUUCUUUUGGCUGGGGACUUUAUGGGCAGUGUGGCCAAGGAAGUACAACUGAUCUUCUGAGACCAACGUGUGUUUCUUCUUUAUCAAGCAUAAAAGUAGAAAGAGUUGCAGCUGGGCUAUGGCAUACUCUGUGUAUUUCUGUUGAUGGCCAUGUGUAUGCUUUUGGGGGAAAUCAGUUUGGACAACUGGGAACUGGUUCUGAUCAGCUUGAGACAUUACCAAAAUUAUUGGAUGCUCCACUUUUGGACGACAAGCACGCAAAAACUGUAUCUUGUGGAGCUCGGCAUAGUGCGAUACUAACAGGUAUGACCACACAACUAAAUGAUCCAGCUUAAGUAGUUUCAAUAGGGUUUCAGGCUGACAUCCUAUUCGAGCUAUUUUUGUUUAACUGGACCCCAACCCUGGUAUGAAUAUUUCUGGAUGGACUUGAUAUUGCACCAUGUAGUGCAUAUAGUUAUACUGAAAAUAUAAUGAAGGAAUUUACAUGGAUUAAGGAUGUUGGAUAUUUUGGUUUAUUGGUUCAACCAAUAGUUAAAACACAAUUGUCUUAGACUUCACAACAUUUUGAUGACAAUUUCUUUGAUGUUGUAUCUUGUUUUCUUCUUCAAGAUGAUGGUGGAGUACUUAGCUGGGGGUGGAACAAGUAUGGCCAGGUAUGAUUUCCACACCCAAGUACAUAUUGCCAUAGAGGGCUGCAGAUUCAUUUAAAAGUCUGAAAUUCUUUGCCUGCAGCUUGGUCUGGGUGAUACAAUUGAUCGUAACAUUCCUUCCCAAGUUCCCAUUGAAGGUUGGCUGCCUGAAGACGUUGCAUGUGGUUGGUGGCACACAUUACUACUGGCAGAGACACCCCCUUGAGUCCCAAAUUCUUUUCACUAGACCAAACAGGUGACAGUUUUGGUAGGAUAGAGAUGUCCGACUAGUCAGGACCCUACAAUGUAUUAUUCAUCUCUAGAUAGUCAGUGUACAUAAAGUUCUAUGCAUAUGCAGCCCGUAAGCAUGUGCUCAUUCUUUCAUGAAUUAGUUUAUCAAAAACAUUAUAUCAUAACGGGAACUUCAUUAACUCUGUACACAGACAGUAAGUGUGGUACUGAAACAUCAGAUGCUUUGUAGGUUUGUAAUUUCACUGCUUAGCAAUGCAAUGGUGUUUGCAAUUCUGAACGUUCAACUCCAUGUUGCCAUUAAAAUUUUCCAUGGUAG